Molecule: messenger RNA, 594 nt
Organism: Lindgomyces ingoldianus
Lineage: Eukaryota; Fungi; Ascomycota; Dothideomycetes; Pleosporales; Lindgomycetaceae
Product: putative mitochondrial intermembrane space translocase subunit Tim10
Exons: 2
Coding region: 53-331 (92 amino acids)
Biological process (GO): protein insertion into mitochondrial inner membrane
Cellular component (GO): mitochondrial inner membrane
Source: RefSeq, a predicted model, not a curated record
CCACAGCCACCACCCAAACAGAGCCCUUGAACAACACCUUCACAAGUCCAAAAUGUCGUUUCUCUUCGGCGGUCGCCCUCAGAUCUCCUCGGAGCAGAAGAUUGCUCAAGCCGAGGCCGAAAUCGAUAUGGUGUCUGACAUGUACACUCGCCUAGUACAGUCAUGUUCGAAGAAGUGCAUCGAUAACUCGUAUCGCGAAGCCGACCUCAACAAAGGCGAAUCCGUAUGCCUGGACCGCUGCGUCGCAAAGUUCUUUGAAGUCAAUGUUAAGGUCAGCGAGAAGAUGCAGGGCGAGGCGCAGAAUAAGAGCGGCGGCAUGUUUAAUAUGUGAUUCGAUUUCAGCACGGCUGAUGUCUAUGGAGUCUGGGAUUACGCGACCCGAAGGGCAUAGGACACGGCUCGACCGAAUAUUUGGACUAGAAUGAUCCCCCGCUUAAGUCUUCUAUUACUUAUAUCUAGGUCCGCCUUGAAUUCUAAGACGUGCUAUUAUGCUCAAAGGCCAUUGGGCGUCUGUACAAUAUGCAACGGGUAGGUAGCUUCCUCAAAAGGACAAAGACAUAUGUAGUUUCAUCACACUGAAAACACAAUGCUAAG